Molecule: messenger RNA, 3249 nt
Organism: Opisthorchis viverrini
Lineage: Eukaryota; Metazoa; Platyhelminthes; Trematoda; Opisthorchiida; Opisthorchiidae
Exons: 15
Molecular function (GO): ATP binding; protein binding
Source: RefSeq, a predicted model, not a curated record
UUCUUGCAUAGUGGAAAAGACAGAAAAUCAUUCAGCUGUAUCACCUUUUCGGUGCCUAGCUGCCAUGUCACCCGAAAGAAGCGUGAGGGUUGGGAUACUGCCAGGUUGCCCAAGGCUAGACAGGGGAAGUCAAGUGGCAGGGUCGGGGUCGAAUCACGGACCUUCUGGUCACCCUGUAUAUUCGGCCAUUCAAUCUCGAUAUGCUGGUCUCAAGAAGAAACAAAUCAAGUUGCCACUCAUAUGUGGAUGCUGACAUGUCUGUAUCGCACCCUCUUGGUGCCUAGCUGCCAUCCCACCCGAAGGAAGCACGAGGGAUGGGAUACUACGAGGUUACCCAAGCCUAGACAGGGGAAAGAGAUAUACAGAGGUUGGGUUCGAAGCGCGGACUUGCCUUAUCUUCGUGAUGCGCCCCUGGCCAUAGCCCCACCACUUAAAGUAGCCGUGAUCUUGCGAAUGCCUCAACCACGUAAACAGACGGACGAAAGUUUUGUCCGCACACACUCCGACGCCCGAAUAAUUCACCGACCCAUUCCCGUGACAGCCGCUCCAAUAGGCAUCUCUCCUUUUGAACUUGUACCUCCACGCAACAUGCCGACCCGUCCCAAGAGUGAAGCAAUCGACAGUACUACGCCCCCCAGUCACUGGUUUCACGGCAAUAUCAGCCGUGAGGAUACUGAACGCCUAUUAAAACAUCACAGCCAUAAUGGCACCUUCCUCAUCCGCUACAGCACUUCCACGCAUAAAUAUGUUCUAAGUGUGAUAUACAAUCAGAUGCUCUACCAUUAUCCUAUUGAAGAAUUACCAGAUGGAUUCUAUCAGUACCAACUGUUGUCACUCCCCCCUCCCGUCGGUGGACAUCGUUCAGCUGUAGCAGCCUUUCGGUGCCUAGCUGCCAUGCCAUAUGAAGGAGGCACGAGGGCUGGGAUACUUCCAGGUCUAGACAGGGGGAAUCGAGAGGCAGAGGUCGGGUUCGAACCACGGACCUUCCGGUCAUGGAUCUUUCGAGUUGUAAAACGUCGUUCAGCUGUAGCAUCCUUUCGAUGCCUAACUGCCAUGCCACCAGAAGGAAGCAAGAGGGGUGGGAUACUGCCCGGUUGCCCAAGUCUAGAUAGGGGAAGUCGAGAGGCAGAGGUCGGAUUUGAACCACGGACCCUCUGGCCAGUGAACGGAACAAACGCCAAAUACCUGGGAAUCGAUUUGCUCGUCUCCGAGUUUCGUCGUGCGAACAACUGUAUCGUGUGUUCUUUGACGAAACCCGCACCUGGAACUCGCCCUCCACCACAUAUCACAGUUUACGGGACAACAAAUGACUUGCAUCAUGCUGUGCGAAAAGCAAAUCUGAAGAUGACCCAUGGUAGAAAAAAUCGUUCAGCUGUAGCACCCUUUCGGUGCCUAGCUGCCAUUCCACCCGAAGGCUGCACGAGGGCUGGGAUACUGUCAGGUUGCCCAAGCCUAGACAGGGGAAGUCGAGAGGCAGAGGUCGGGUUCGAACCACGGACCUUCCGGUCAAGCGCGAAUUUACUGACCGGAAGGUCCGUGGUUCGAACCCGACCUCUGCCUCUCGACUCCUACUGUCUAGGCUUGGGCAGCCUGGCAGUAUCCCAGCCCUCGUGCAGCCUUCGGGUGGCAUGGCAGCUAGGCACUGAAAGGGUGCUACAGCUGAACGAUUUCGACUAUGCUCCUUCAGCUGGUGUGCGAGAUUUGUUUACUCGUGUCGCAUCAUCGAUCGGAUCGAUCAGUUUGUCGGAAUAUGUGAAUGAAAAAUCAGCUGAUAGUGGAGCCACGCCACUGAUUGAGGCGGCCAAGACAGGGUCAAAUGAUAUUGUUCGGGUAAUGACUAGCUGUCAUGCCACUCGAGAGAAGCAGGAGGGCUGGGAUACUGCCAGGUUGCCCAAGCCCAGACAGGGGAGGUCGGGUUCAAAUGAUCGGUCCUCCGAGCACGGAGCUUUGGUCAAUCUGCGCGACUGCGGCGGUUUCACCGCAUUGCACCGAGCCUGUCAAAAAAGCUUCGCCCAUGUUGCCGAAACUUUACUCAGAUUAGGCCGUGCCAAUCCUCAGAUAAAAUGCCCGUUUUCUGGUAACACAGCCUUACACGAGGCUGCGAUGCUUGGCCACGCAGACUGUGUCAACUGUCUACUGAGAUUUCAUGCCGCUCCUUGGGGCCGCAAUGCUGAGGCUGAAAUGCCGUUUGAACUGGCUCUGCGGUACGGCUUCGCGGAUUUGGCCGCGGCGCUUGCCGGCUAUAAACCCACACCACCCUUGACUACUCAGGCCGACUGGUAUCAUCCAAAUCUGUCCAAAGCAGACACUGAUCGAGUCUUUACCAACUCAGGCGCGACCAAGGACGGUGCAUUUCUCAUUCGACGUUCCUCACAGUCUGAACGCAAAUUCGUCCUGGUUCUCUACUACCAACGACAGACACUCAAAUAUCAGAUCGAAGUGGUCGACUUCUCAUUUCAUAUGGACACGAAAGAAGCGUACUUCAUUGACAAGGGCCCGUUGCACUUAUCACUGGAACACCUUGUUGAACACUAUAGUCGGUUUGCUGAUGGCAUCCCGGUGCGAUUGCACUACGCCGUGUCUCCAUCUGGCAUGGUGCUGAAUAUUGAACAACUUGUCCCACCCGGACUGGAGAAGCGUGGACGGGAGUUGAAAAAGUGCGAACCAUCUACCGGGGGAACAGAGGCUUGGGCACUGAGAACUAUCACAACGGGGCCACAUGGUGGUCAUAUGGGAGCGCCGCUUGCGCUGCCCAGUGUACGCUCCGGGAAUCCGAAGCAAAAUCGCAGCAAGAAUGGUAAAAAUCUAAGUACUGGUUCGGGAAUGUCUAACGCUUCUGUUUGCGCGGGCGGCCUUCUGCCUGCCACAGCCGGUUUACACCUGACCUCCUCAGGAAGUUCGUGCGCCAGCACUGGUGAACUACGCCUUGUUCCAAGCGACGCGGUCAUCCUCUUGUACCGGUUAGGUGAAGGGGAAUUCGGUGAGGUUUAUCGGGGUCAAUUGCACUUGGAUAAUGGAACCACUCAGGAGGUUGCAGUGAAAGAGCUCAUUGUUACUUCUUCAUUACUCUCAACUGUCGGAUGGCCGCGAUUUAAAAUGGUAAUAAAUAAUCGUUCAGCUGUAACACCCUUUCGGUGUCUAGCUGCCAUGCCACCCGAAGGAAGCAUGAGGGCUAGGAUACUGCCAGGUUGUUCAAGCCUAGACAGGGGAAGUUCAGAGGCAGAGUUCAUGUUCGAACCACAGACCUUC